ACGCUUGACGUUUUACAGUCAUCGUUGCUCAGCGAAAUUUGUUUCAGGAACGUCAAGUUCAUCAGGAUAAAAUGUCUCGGAGGUAUGAUUCAAAGACCACCAUCUUUUCGCCCGAAGGGCGUCUGUAUCAGGUGGAGUAUGCCAUGGAAGCCAUAGGACAUGCAGGUACAUCAUUGGGGAUCUUGGCUUCAGAUGGAGUGCUUCUGGCUGCGGAAAGGAGGAAUACUCACAAGCUUCUGGACGAUGUUGUAUUCUCAGAUAAAAUCUACAAACUCAAUAGUGACAUGGCAUGCAGUGUCUCAGGAAUCACAUCAGAUGCCAACGUCCUCACUAGUGAACUCAGGCUUGCGGGUCAAAGAUAUUUCCUCCAGUAUCAAGAAAACAUUCCCAACGAACAGCUAGUCAGCACAUUAUGUGACAUCAAGCAGUUUUACACACAGGCAGGAGGAAAGAGACCGUUUGGUGUAUCUAUUUUAUACAUGGGAUGGGACAAACACUAUGGUUUUCAGCUUUAUCAGAGUGAUCCAAGUGGAAACUAUGGAGGAUGGAAAGCCACUUGUAUUGGAAACAACAGUGCAGCUGCUAUCUCUAUGCUGAAGCAAGAAUACAAGGAAGGUGAUACAAAUCUCAAGGGUGCAUUAGCACUGGCUGUCAAGGUGCUAAGUAAAACAUUAGAUAUGACCAAGCUUACUCCAGAGAAAAUUGAGAUUGCCACACUAACGAGAGAAGAUGGCAAGACAAUGAUCCGCAUCCUCCCAGUAGAAGAACUCCAGAAGCUUAUCAAGGAACACGAGGAGAGAGAGGCUAAGGCAGAAGCAGAGAAGAAGAAAGAAAAGGAGAAAUAAUGUGUAGCUUGAAAAUAGUCAUAUUCAUGUGUAGAUUAAGUAGCUUCUGUACAGUUAACCCCUUGGGGUACAAGAAUCUGGUGGUCAUCUUGAUAAAUCUUUGGGAAUGAGUGAAUUCAACAGGUUUCUGUCGCAUAAGACAUACUAUUAAUGGUAAUUGCCAUGGUAAUAUCUCUUGACAGCAAAUAAAAUUCAGGGAAAUCAUGAAAGUUUCCAUAUAUGACAAAGUUACCAUGAUGCUAUGUUUGUAUGCAACAGGUCCAGGUUGAGAUUUUCCAAAGAUCAUGCGGAUCUCAUUUAUCUCCUUCAGUAUAACUAAAGAGGUACUCUUUGUCUUAUACCUAUCCCUUUUGGAUGUUUCAUUCAAUUGGUCUUCACUCUCUUCCAGCAGCAGUGGAAUCAGAAUGCCUUUACCCUUUUAAUGGCGGGGGGGGGGGGGGGGGGUCGUGAAAAGGAGACAGAAGGAUAGAUGUACAAUUAUGAGGAUGUUUAUCCACCCGGCGAACCCUUUAGAAGGUUGUAUCACUUUCUCUUUGAAAGCAGAGUACUUCUCAUUUUGCAGUCAAAUGGAAUGCUUCCUUUUGAUCUAGCAUAUUAUUUUACUACCAUUUCAGUCAGUCCGCAAGCCCCUGUGUUAAUGAGCAAAUGAGCAAGAUUUAUCCAAGUCAUCUCGUGGCUGAAUUCAUGUCCCUGCAAAAUCUCGUGAAUUGUGAGACUUUCUUUCUCAAAGAAUUUAACCACUUUCUCCUUGAGUAAUAUUGAUUAUUUUUGUACCAUGGGCAAGAGUAAAUGUUACCCUUUUAUAUUGGUCAUUUCUUUUGAAUGAAAUAUUUUGAUAAAUAAGUGAAUUUUUUACCUGAAAAGAUGCAUCAAACAGAAUUUUCUUCCUGUGUUUUCACUUGCAAAUUGUGCAACAUUUUGUGUUUUAGGCACCAACAUUAUUUAUAUCAUCAGAAAGCUCAAACUCUAUACUUUCUUACAAUGUCACUCUUGAUAUGUGGCAUCUUUUAGAUGGGUCAGCAGCCAGUUAUAUCCAUCAAGAUGCAAGACGAGAUUUCUGAAAUUUCUGAGUAACAUAAAAUCCAGAGUUCUGAUUGGCUGAAUACUGUUUUCAAAACAAACAGGCGCGGGUAAUUUGAAGAGAUUACCACAUGGUGAGUGUGACCUUGCAGAGGCCCAGUGUGGGGAACAUUGGAAUUUGCGUGGGUGUGUGGUCUAUGACCAAUCAGAGCGCAGUAUUCUUGUUUUUGAGCUGCAAAAUGUACUUGGCCCAUGAAAAGCUGGCUGCUGACCCAUCUAAAAUACAUCUUCUUAUAAAAAUUAUAUCAUAUUAAAGCUUAGAUCUUCAGCUUUAUCAUGAUUUAAAAAUCAUUUGUGCCUAAACAGAAAUUAAGUGUGAAAACAACAACUUUUGUUGCAUGAAAAAAAAUAUUUUGUUUCAUGUUUUAGAUCUACAGUUUUUCCUAUAUUACAACAUUCUUUUAAAAAUCCAAACACAUGACCUAAAAGAAUGAUUCUUCUUCUUUACAAAGAUACCAAAAACAUGAAAUUUGGUCAAUAUUUAGAGCAGCAAUGGCCGAAUAAAAAGAGGUGUUUUGGUUCGCACCAAGCUCAUUAACUAUGCAAAAACCCUCUUGUCAUGAAUAUCACUUGGAUAAAAGAAGCUACUUUUUCAGGGCUUGCGGACUGACUGAUUUUACGUAAAAUGUCAUCCAAUAUGUUAUGUAAUCAAACAUAUGCUCUUGAGGAUUUAUGAACUCUCCUUUUUGAGGGAGCAAUACUGUGUAUUCUGUAGAUUAAGGAUUAUGAUAUCACUCACUUUCCAUAGUAGAAAAACUAUUUGAUAAAUUAAUUUGUAAAACCGGUUAAAGAUUGUAGUCAAUCAUGCCUACAUGUAAAUGGGUCAUGUCAUGUGUGCUCUCUAUUUCAAUGCCAUCAUACACCAAAGUGCAACUACUGUAAUACCCAGCAUAACAUUUGGUCUGAAAUUGCAUUUGAUACUCGUGCAUAAGAGUGCAAGGUAUUGUGCAUGGUUUUAUAUGCGGAGGCUACCAGAGGAAUGGACUCCAUGAUGCAUACACACGUACAAGGCACACAAUCCACCUUUUGCUACGCUUCGUAUGUAGCCAAGACGAUGUCAUAAAAGAAGCUUGUGACCUUGCUCAAUCGGCUGACGUGAAAAUAAUUUGAAUAUGUAACCAUUUUUUCUGCCACAUAUUCAUAUUGUUGACCUGUUUUAUGAAACAGAUAAUGUGCAGGUUCAAGAUUUUGAUGUUAAAGGCUAUGCAGCAAGCAUCUCUGGUAUUUAUAUUGUGUUGCAAAAGCACUCUGCAAGCCUAGUUCUUGUACCUUUGAGUUUGCUGCAUCACCAUCAACACACAUUUGUGCAGUAUUUGUUAUAAAAUUUCAACUCUUAUACAAAAACUUACGUCAAAGCCAUAUUCCUCCGUAAAACAACUUUCAUUGCGUUGAAAAGAUGUGUCUUAUUGUCAUUUAAGGAAAAGUGAAACUUAAUUAAAUAGCUAAAGUGAUAUGUAAUACACAACGCAUUAAUUUCAGUUUACAAGUUAAAAAUUUAUUUUCAAAGACAGUUACAUUUUCAACAAAAUAUUAAAAAUAAAUUAUUAAGCAUUUACAGUGACCAUCAAAAUACAAUUAUGAAAUCAAUGAAAAUCUAAUGGUCCGACCGUUAGUACAAAAACUGUUGACAAUUAAGUUGUACAAUAUAUACAAAUUUAUUUGUCAUAAAGUGCAAAGCCUACAUGUACCAGAGUGUAAAUUAUGUUUUCAUAUGUUCAAUAAACAUGAAUUUCAUGUAAAA
This is a messenger RNA of Lytechinus pictus (painted urchin), 3666 nucleotides long. Its product is annotated as proteasome subunit alpha type-4-like. The transcript is spliced from 8 exons. Gene Ontology annotation, cellular component: cytosol; proteasome core complex; nucleus. Gene Ontology annotation, biological process: proteasomal protein catabolic process; ubiquitin-dependent protein catabolic process. NCBI's taxonomy places the organism in Eukaryota, Metazoa, Echinodermata, Echinoidea, Temnopleuroida, Toxopneustidae. Bases 72 to 845 code for a protein of 257 amino acids. The record is from RefSeq and is a predicted model, not a curated record.